UCUGUCUGUCACAUUUAAUAUAAAACCCACACUCAUUUAAAUUCAUUGAGUAUAUACAAAUAUUCCAAAAACCAACAAAAUAAUAUAGUUGUAAAUUAUCUCAGCAGUUUAAUAGCCUUAUAAUCUUAAAUAUGAUUCGGUGUUUUGGCCGCCAAAAAUGGCUUCCAAAAGCUUUAGUUCGUUCUUGUGGGGCAGCAGUGAUCAAUACUGAAUCUAAUCAAACAAAGAUCUCCACGGAGCAAACGAAGGACACCAAAAUAAAAGGCGACUCUAAGCCUAGCGAACGCUAUUUAAAAUUUAAGGAGAAACUGCGAUCCACUGCACCCGUUAUUGCCGUACCAAAAGGAAUGCCACAUCCGGCUCAUGAAAAGGAGCCACUGAUGCCCUGGCCAAACAAUACCAAUCCGUAUACAGGCGAAAUUGGUGGACCGCGCGGACCAGAGCCCACACGCUAUGGUGACUGGGAAAGCAAGGGCCGGGUUACAGAUUUCUAAAAAUUUAAGACUACCAGAAAUGUCUCCUCUAACCAGGGGGCUCACGAACUUUGAUUUAUUAACCGUGUUAACAACA
This is a messenger RNA of Drosophila virilis, 570 nucleotides long. Its product is annotated as succinate dehydrogenase assembly factor 4, mitochondrial. NCBI's taxonomy places the organism in Eukaryota, Metazoa, Arthropoda, Insecta, Diptera, Drosophilidae. The record is from RefSeq and is a predicted model, not a curated record. Gene Ontology annotation, cellular component: mitochondrion. Gene Ontology annotation, biological process: mitochondrial respiratory chain complex II assembly.